Messenger RNA from Mercurialis annua (annual mercury), 1446 nucleotides. RefSeq lists its product as uncharacterized. NCBI's taxonomy places the organism in Eukaryota, Viridiplantae, Streptophyta, Magnoliopsida, Malpighiales, Euphorbiaceae. The transcript is spliced from 9 exons. Gene Ontology annotation, cellular component: membrane. The record is from RefSeq and is a predicted model, not a curated record. The coding region runs from base 419 to 1249 and encodes 276 amino acids.
GCACCCAAUCAGAAAAACAAAAAAUUAAGCAAAAUCAGAAAUUUCCGUCCAAAACAAACUCACACAUAAACACACCUUCCUCUUCCUUAAAUCUUUCCCCAAAUCCAAAAUUAUUAAACCUAAUCUAAUAUAAUCUAAUCUAAUUCACUUCAAAACGAUGCUCACUCUCAUACCCAUUUGACCAUUACAUGACAAUUAUUUCUUGGGGCUAUUAUAAUUUUACAAUUUUUAAAAGAAUUUGAAAACAUUAUCCGAUCUGGAUUUUGUUUUCCCGAGCUCUAUUUGGAGGCAAACGGGGGCCAGAAAUCUGGCAAAUCUUGGAGGACUGAGGCCGCGUUUGUCUUUGAAGCAAUCCACAUUGGAAUUCGAGAACGUCGACCAAGAGUGUCGGCCUUGGCGCCGGAGAUUGUCUACGUCGAUGGCUUCCAUUACCUGGGCCUCUGCUCUCAGGAUUACUCUCCUUGUUCUCCUGGUUGCCGCCGUUAGUAUUGCUUGUUAUACUCUCCCUGUUGAGAAGAUUUUGAAAGACUUCUUAUUAUGGGUAGAGCAAGAUCUUGGGGCUUGGGGACCCCUUGUGCUGGCUGUUGCGUAUAUUCCUCUCACAAUCCUCGCAGUUCCAGCAUCAGUGCUCACUCUUGGUGGUGGUUAUCUCUUUGGACUGCCUGUGGGGUUUGUUGCUGAUUCAAUUGGUGCCACUGUUGGUGCAGGGGCUGCUUUUCUUCUUGGAAGAACAAUUGGUAGAUCUUUUGUAAUUUCCAAGUUAAAGGAUUAUCCUCAAUUCAGAUCAGUUGCCAUUGCGAUUCAGAGAUCUGGUUUCAAGAUUGUUCUGCUGCUUCGACUUGUUCCACUGCUUCCAUUUAAUAUGUUGAAUUACCUGUUGUCCGUGACUCCUGUCCCUUUAGGGGAAUACAUGCUGGCAUCCUGGAUAGGAAUGAUGCCAAUAACUCUUGCACUAGUAUAUGUUGGAACAACUCUGAAGGAUCUUUCUGAUGUGACCCAUGGCUGGAGCGAGUUUUCAACUACUCGUUGGAUCUGUAUCGUACUGGGCUUUGUCGUAUCUGUGAUUCUAAUGUUUUGUGUGACGAAAGUCGCCAAGAAUGCUUUAGACAAAGCCUUGGCUGAGAAUGAGGAUAUAGAUAGCAUUUUAUCUUCACCGCAGUUACCGAUCGUCGGUGAUCCUUCUUCCGUUGAUCUUAACCAGCCGCUGAUAAUCAAGAUAGACGCACCUCAAGAUGGCCAUGAAAAAUGAAAUUAGUGCUUCCAUGUAAAUUCUUUCCUUAAUCUUUUAGAGGCUGUGCUUCAUAUUUGUUAACUUAGCAUAUGGCCUUGUCAUUUGAUAUCUGUAUAGUCCAAUCAUUUACUACAACAGUGUAGAGGCUGAUCAACAUCUCGGAGAAUAGAUUUUUGGAUUUGACACUUACAAAUGGAAUUCAAAUAAUCAUUAAA